Molecule: messenger RNA, 1130 nt
Organism: Solanum pennellii
Lineage: Eukaryota; Viridiplantae; Streptophyta; Magnoliopsida; Solanales; Solanaceae
Product: chlorophyll a-b binding protein 7, chloroplastic
Exons: 5
Coding region: 98-910 (270 amino acids)
Biological process (GO): response to light stimulus; photosynthesis, light harvesting in photosystem I
Cellular component (GO): membrane
Source: RefSeq, a predicted model, not a curated record
AUCAAGAUAAGCCAAUUCUCAUAAUAAAAUACCACAAAAUCUCAUUGUCCUUAGUAUCUCUCAUAAUCACAAACACAAGAGUGAAGAAUUUGCCAACAUGGCCUCUGCUUGUGCUUCAUCCACCAUUGCUGCUGUUGCCUUUUCUUCUCCAAGUUCGAGAAGAAAUGGAUCAAUUGUAGGAACAACAAAAGCUUCAUUUCUUGGAGGAAGAAGAUUGAGAGUAAGCAAAUACAGUACUACACCUACAGCACGAAGUGCAACUACAGUGUGCGUUGCUGCAGACCCUGACAGACCCCUCUGGUUCCCUGGCAGCACCCCACCUCCAUGGCUUGAUGGCAGCCUUCCCGGAGACUUCGGUUUCGAUCCUCUUGGCCUAGCAUCUGAUCCAGAGAGCUUGAGAUGGAACCAACAGGCAGAACUUGUACACUGCAGAUGGGCAAUGUUGGGAGCUGCAGGAAUUUUCAUUCCAGAAUUACUCACAAAAAUUGGAAUACUUAACACACCUUCAUGGUACACUGCUGGUGAACAAGAAUAUUUCACGGACACAACGACUCUCUUCAUCGUUGAAUUGGUACUUAUUGGUUGGGCUGAGGGAAGAAGAUGGGCAGAUAUCAUCAAGCCUGGAUGCGUUAACACGGAUCCAAUCUUCCCUAACAACAAGCUCACGGGGACAGACGUUGGUUAUCCAGGAGGUUUAUGGUUUGAUCCCUUGGGUUGGGGUUCGGGUUCACCUGCAAAGAUAAAGGAGUUGAGGACAAAGGAGAUUAAGAACGGUAGACUUGCUAUGUUAGCCGUUAUGGGUGCAUGGUUCCAACACAUUUACACUGGAACAGGCCCUAUCGAUAACCUAUUUGCUCACCUAGCUGAUCCUGGUCAUGCCACUAUUUUUGCUGCAUUCAGUCCCAAGUGAGAAGCAGAAGCAGAAGCAGAACACCUUUUGUUGUAAUGAUGUGUAAAAGUAACAUUUGAAGUAGAUUUGUGCAAAGAAAAACUAUAAUGUUUCUUUUGCCACUCAAUGUAGUAUACCUACAUUUGGUUUGCCCUUCUGUAGAAAAAGACUCAGUGUACAAAUACCUUUGAGAAUUCGUGUCAGAUCAAAAAAAUCUAUUUAUAUAUGUUCGUCGCAUUUA